Molecule: messenger RNA, 846 nt
Organism: Aureobasidium melanogenum CBS 110374
Lineage: Eukaryota; Fungi; Ascomycota; Dothideomycetes; Dothideales; Saccotheciaceae
Product: NAD(P)-binding protein
Exons: 2
Coding region: 1-846 (281 amino acids)
Biological process (GO): phosphatidic acid biosynthetic process; triglyceride catabolic process
Cellular component (GO): lipid droplet; endoplasmic reticulum
Molecular function (GO): triacylglycerol lipase activity; acylglycerone-phosphate reductase (NADP+) activity
Source: RefSeq, a predicted model, not a curated record
AUGUCCCAGAAGACGAUUCUGAUCACCGGCACAAACGCCGGCGGCAUCGGCAACCAGCUCGCACGCGAGUUCCAUGCCAAAGGCCUUCGCGUCUUCGCAACCGCCAGAAAAACUGACAGCAUUACCGACCUUGCCGACUUGGGAAUUGAAACGCUCUCGCUCGAAGUCACCGACCCUGAAAGCAUCAAGGCUUUGAAAGAGGAGAUUGCAUUGCGCACAAGUGGAAAGCUCGACUAUCUCGUCAACAAUGCUGGUCGCAACUACACUGUCCCUGCCACCGACAUUGACUUUGAUCAAGUCCAGUCGACGUUCGAAGUCAAUGUCUUUGGUGUCAUGCGCAUGUGUCAGGCAUUCACACCGCUGUUGAUUGAAGCCAAGGGUACAAUUGUCCAGAUCGGCAGUUUGGCUGGCGUCAUGCCAUACGUCUUCGGUUCUGUAUACAACUCGACAAAGGCCGCACUGCACUCCUACAGCAACACGCUCAGAGUAGAGCUAGAGCCCUUUGAUGUAAAGGUCCUUACCGUCGUGACUGGCGGCGUCAAGAGCAGGAUCGCCAGAAACGAGUGGCAGUUGCCCAGGGAUUCAAUCUAUCUGCCCAUUGAGCCCGAAUACAUGAGACGCACAAAGCACUCGCAAGAGGUUGGCAUGCCCACUGAGAAGUAUGCAAAGUCUGUCGUGAGCCAGGUGCUCGGCGGCCGCCACAAGAGACAAAUUUGGGAGGGUGCCUUCUCCUAUUGGGUCUGGUUCGCGAGCACCUUCCUGCCAUCCAGCAUCUUCGACUACCUCUUCUGGCGUACUUUCGGUAUGUGGAAGCUCAGAGAGGCUCACACCAAGAAGCUCGCAUGA